Molecule: messenger RNA, 1275 nt
Organism: Drosophila nasuta
Lineage: Eukaryota; Metazoa; Arthropoda; Insecta; Diptera; Drosophilidae
Gene: Ipp
Product: inositol polyphosphate 1-phosphatase
Biological process (GO): phosphatidylinositol phosphate biosynthetic process
Molecular function (GO): inositol-1,4-bisphosphate 1-phosphatase activity
Source: RefSeq, a predicted model, not a curated record
GUCACGCAGUUCAGCAGUAAAUAAAGCCGUAAAAGUGAUGCAGAACUAAUUAAAAUUAAUAAGAACUUGCAGAAUGGGUGAAAAUAUAAAUUUGUUGCGUGCACUAAUUAACUGUGCAGAGAAAGCAGCAAACAUUGCACGCACAUGUCGCUCCAACAGUGAACUGCUAGCUCUGCUGGUCCAGGAGAAAACUGGGGCCGAGGCUAACGAACGUUUUGAACAUGACUUCAAAACUCUAGCUGAUGUGCUGAUACAGGAAACCAUUAAGCAUGAGAUUGGUGAACUGUUUCCAGCCAUGCGCGAUGCCAUACAAGGUGAAGAGUCGCCAAAUUUCACAAACCAUCUGGGCCAGAAAGUGACAAUUGCUGUGGGUGACAAUGAAGCCGCAACCGCAGCGUGCCUCAGCGCUGUUCUUGGAGAUGAUCAUCAAACUGCAUCCAACUCACUUGCUGCUGAAGUGCAUCGUAAGGUCGUAUAUGACAACGCUAAGUUGGCUGACAUUCCAGAGUUGCCAGCAAAGCUUGACUACAGCAAUUUGGGCAUUUGGAUUGAUCCCAUUGAUGCCACUGCCGAGUACAUUUCGGGAGACACUGUGUUCACCAACUUUCCUGGAAUCACAUCGACGGGAUUGGAUUGCGUCACAGUGUUGAUUGGUGUCUAUGAACGCGACUCUGGCGUUCCAGUUAUUGGCAUAGUUGCACAGCCAUUUGCCAACAAGCUGGAAGAGCAUGUGUACAGCACUUCAUUAUAUUGGGGCGUCUGUUUGGCCAACACAAAGGCCCACAACUGCCAUAACUUUCCUGGCCACGAUGACCGUGGCAAGAUUGGCAUUUUUUCCAGCUCUGAAGAUGCCCAAAUACUUCAGCGUUUUCGUGACCUAAAAUACGAGCUUGCUUUCUCAGCGGGAGCUGGACAUAAAGCACUUAAGGUAAUUACCAAUGAUGCGGACGUUUACUUGCUUAGCAAGGGAUCCACAUUCCGAUGGGACACCUGUGCACCUCAAGCUAUUCUUCGUGCUCUGGGAGGCGAUGUUCUCAAUUAUGCCGAAAGUAUCAAGGAACAAAAGCCCGUGCCAUUAAAGUAUCUCGAAGUGGAAACCGACUCCGAUUGGAAGCGCAAUGUGAAUGGUUUGAUAGCUCUGCGCGAUCUCGAAGCAGUAAAAGAACUGCUUCCCAAGCUGCAGGAGAAUUAAAUUUUGUUUUACACUUGCUGUUGUAUUAUAUUGUUGUACAUGUUUGUAUCAAAUAAAUAAUGGAUCUCAAUCUUUAAACAAAA